AUGGGGCCACUCCCUUCGGAGCACAUCGCUGCAUUUACACGACCAUUCACCUACACGGGUGUUGACUACUUCGGCCCGUUUGAUGUUUUGAUUGGUAAGCGGCAUGAAAAGCGUUGGGGCGUGCUAUUCACGUGUAUGACCGUGCGAGCUGUUCAUGUGGAGGUAUCGGCGUCACUCUCUACUGACUCAUUUCUGCUGGUACUGCGACAGUUUAUGUGUAGACGUGGUGUACCGAGGCGUAUUACGUCAGACAACGGUACGAACUUUCGAAGCGCAAGUCGUGUAUUAGCACAGGAGAUCGACAAGAUUGCGUUUAACUUGGUAGAGCAAAAAUAUCCCGAAAUUGAGUGGAGUUUUAUACCACCAGCUGCGCCCCACAUGGGCGGCGCCUGGGAGCGCAUGGUGCGCACGAUAAAAUCAGUUCUGAUGAGAAUUUUGCCGAAAAAUAGUCUACGAGAAGAAGUCCUACGAGCAGCACUCGCAGAGGCUGAAAGCACAGUCAAUAUGCGGCCGCUAACAUACCUCCCGCUAGAGUCACCAGAUAGCGAAGCUUUGACCACGAACCACUUUCUUCUUGGCUCUUCAAGUGGCAUCCGCGAGAAAAGCGCUUGUGAAGUCAGCGCAUCCACACUGAGUAAGAAUUUUCGUAUUUCCGGGCAAAUAGCUGACCAAUUUUGGAAGCGAUGGCUCCGGGAGUAUUUGCCAUGUUUAACAAGACGUUCGAAGUGGUUCGGGUCCCAGACACCUAUUCAGCUAGACGAUGUUGUCGUUAUUGUAGACGAAAACUUAAAGCGCAACACCUGGACCAGGGGCCGCGUAUUUGAUGUCAUACGAGGCAAUGACGGGCACAUCCGGAGUGCGGUUGUGAAGACGUCAAGCGGUUUGGUCACACGACCGGUGGUAAAGCUCGCGCGUCUUGAUGUUGAAGUUGCAAACCCCGUUGCGCCGCAAGAAGUUUGCGAGGAGGGGUGUUAA
Molecule: messenger RNA, 975 nt
Organism: Rhagoletis pomonella (apple maggot)
Lineage: Eukaryota; Metazoa; Arthropoda; Insecta; Diptera; Tephritidae
Exons: 1
Coding region: 1-975 (324 amino acids)
Biological process (GO): DNA integration
Molecular function (GO): nucleic acid binding
Source: RefSeq, a predicted model, not a curated record